AUGCCUAUUGAAGAAAAAUCACCAAACAACCGCAAUAGCCAGCCUGUUAAAUAUUCAAAAGGUGUCGAUUCAUUAAAAGAUGAUAAACAAGAGUCUAAGGUUCAGAUAACCGAUACCUUAUAUGAAUAUGAU
Molecule: messenger RNA, 132 nt
Organism: Racocetra persica
Lineage: Eukaryota; Fungi; Glomeromycota; Glomeromycetes; Diversisporales; Gigasporaceae
Source: the annotation of a GenBank genome assembly